This is a messenger RNA of Cantharellus anzutake, 1811 nucleotides long. RefSeq lists its product as uncharacterized. The transcript is spliced from 7 exons. The record is from RefSeq and is a predicted model, not a curated record. Bases 381 to 1628 code for a protein of 415 amino acids. Lineage: Eukaryota; Fungi; Basidiomycota; Agaricomycetes; Cantharellales; Hydnaceae.
CACUUGCGUGGGCUCUUGGGCUCUGGCGCAUGGCGUCUAUUCCUGUGCGCGUUCUUAAGCUUUAGCCAUACCAGCCAGCCAGUCAUUCGUCUAUGUCUUGAUUUCUUUUAAUUCUGGAGGCAGACCGUUCCAAGUGUUACCACCGGUAUUCAUUCAAUUGAGCUCGCUUUGGAUCUCGCUGCGCUGUGGGCUCCAGUGCACGGCAUCUAUUCUCGUCUCAUCAAACAUCCAGCUGAACUGGGCUACCAUCAUACUGUCAAGUGUAGUAUUGGGCUCCUCUGAUUGUCGCUGACAAUCUCACGCCACUGGGCCGGGCCGCCACUGCUCCAAAGUCUUUAAAAUCCCACUUAUGGUCUUGGCCAUCAUUCUCUAUCGUCUCCAUGCCGCGUAAUAAUAACCCAAAUGGAAAAAAUCAGUAUGGCCCCGUCUCCCGAGCCUCAGAUGCGCGCCUUGCUGAAGCACUAGGGAGGUACCAUAGGGAGCUCAUCACAAACCCCACGACUAUCAAGGAGCUGCUGGGGGCUGAACCUGAACCUAUUCAUAUGAGUACCCGAACAAUCCGGCGUCGAAUGAAGGAAUUAGGCCUUUCAGCUUCCCGUACUACGGCAAAGGAAAUACACCCUAUCCGUGAGACGCAACUUGUGCUGGACCAGAUGGACAAGGACCCAAACAUGCGGAGAGGGGUUAGAUCAACGCGUGCAAAGAUUGCAAUGGAAACAGGAGUCCAUCUGAGAGGAGAGCGCGUAAGGGAAAUCAUGCAACAGUAUGAGCCUGAAGGAUUUGAAAAGCGAGAACCCCGUGGUAAGAAGAUCAAACGACACCCUAUUAUCAGUGUUGGUCCUGGUGCGGAAUGGAGUGGCGAUGGCCAUGACAAGCUGAAGAAAAUAGGCUUCUCAAUAUACGGGAUACGCGAUGUCGCAACAGGGAAAUGGUUGAAGCUUAAGUUAUUGCCUGAUAACCGCUUGAAAGAGGCGAUUGCAUAUGUCUAUCUUGAGUUGAUUGAAGAGAUCGGUGGAAUGCCAGUUCAAUCAACGACAGACCAUGGAUCGGAGACAACGCUUAUGUGUGCAUAUGCUCACGCUUUACGGGAGUUUUUCUAUCCUGAACUGGAUGGAAAUGAGAUUCCAGUUCAUCGCUUUACAUCUAGUACCCGGAAUAUUGUGAUCGAACGGGGAUGGCUUCGGCUGCGUGAGGAAUUUGGUGAUAAUAUGGUCUUAGUGUUUAGACAAGGGGAAGAGGAAGGGAUAUACAAUCCGGAAAACCUGGAGCACUAUAAUUUGUGCCGGUGGCUCUGGUCAUCUUUCUUGGCUUGGGGACUGGAGAAAUGGCGUUUAGAGCAAAAUGCCUUUAGGGUUCGCAAACUCAAGAACAAGCCUGGCCCUUCAGGUGUCUCUGCAAAUAUCGCAUAUGCACUUCCGGGGACUUUUGGCAUGAAAGAUGUGCUUUUGCGAGAUAUUGACGUUGAAAUUGUCCGUCGGAAAAAGGAACAGCUUUCCCAGGAUUCUCUUCAUUUUGUGCCUCCAGAAUACGCAGAAAGGGCCAAGGAAGUUUAUAACUCCUUGAAUGUCCGAGAGCUCUCAAUUCACAAUGUGUGGGAUAUCUUUCGCAAGAUGUUGUCUAUGAUGUAGAACUACUCUUCUCUUCUCAUCCAAGCAUUGCAACCCCAAGACUCAUAAAUAUGGAACAGGAUGAAUAUGACAUAAGUAGUUUGCGUAUCUACUAAUCCUCAUCCUCUUCAUUGGUAUCCCCAAAUUUUGCGCUAGAGUCUAGCCCAUUCUUUCCACUGCCAUCGUCGCUUUCCGAGUCAGCAU